Molecule: messenger RNA, 3495 nt
Organism: Polyodon spathula (Mississippi paddlefish)
Lineage: Eukaryota; Metazoa; Chordata; Actinopteri; Acipenseriformes; Polyodontidae
Product: coiled-coil domain-containing protein 50-like
Exons: 12
Coding region: 178-2166 (662 amino acids)
Cellular component (GO): cytoplasm
Molecular function (GO): ubiquitin protein ligase binding
Source: RefSeq, a predicted model, not a curated record
CUGCGAUUUCCUCAUUGUGUUUGUUUCAUUGCACCGUGUUCAAGUUAGAGGGAGAUAUCCGCCUGUCAGCCUGGAGGUCGGGACGCGACGCUAAUCUGUGCUUAAAUACAUCAACCUGAAACCCAUAUAGAUUCAAUACCCCGUCGAUCGAUCCUGAAACAGUACAAUCCCAGCAACAUGGCUGAUCUAAGUAUUGAUCAGAAAAAAUUACCUGGCGUGAAGGAAGUGUGCCGGGACUUCGCUGUGCUGGAGGAUCAUGCCCUCGCCCACAACCUGCAGGAACAGGAGAUUGAGAAUCACCUGGCAUCAAACAUCCAGAAGAGCCGACUGGUGCAGUAUGACCUCCAGGUGGCAAAGAGGAUGCAGGAUGAAGAGGACAAGAGGGCAUGGGCACGCAACCAGAGACGCCAACGAGACAUAGUGCACAGCGAUAACGAGAUCGCACAGGAGAUUCAGGAGCAGCUGGUGAAGCAGGCCCUGGAUAAACGACAGCAGGAGGAGAAGGACGAGGCCAUCGCUCGCAGACUUCAUGAGAAGGAGCUGAAGGAGGAGAGGAAGAGGAAGCAGCAGCUGCAGGAUGUCCCUUAUGAAGACGAUUACUAUGAAGACAAUGGAGACCACGCCCGAAACAGACAUAAAGAGCGUGGGCCACAAGAGUACGAGAGGCUACACAGAUACAGGCACCGGAGCUGGGAAAGAGACACCGACCCCCAGGCAGAAUCCAGAGGGUCCCAGUCCACCUUCUACAUGCACAGCCCCGAACCUACCAGGGCUCCCCACCACAGACACGAACUGCAGGAACCCGAGAGGGAGCGAGACACGAGGAGGAAGGAGAAGCCUGCUAGACUCCCACCACCCAACCACAGCAAAAACAGCAGGGAACACAGACAAGAACGUGGCAGGGAGAUCAGACGUGAUCACAGCAAGGAACACAGACAAGAACAUGACAGGGAGAUCAGACGUGAUCACAGCAAGGAACACAGACAAGAACAUGACAGGGAGAUCAGACGUGAUCACAGCAAGGAACACAGACAAGAACAUGACAGGGAGAUCAGACGUGAUUACAGCAAGGAACAGAGACGAGAUCACAGCAGGGAACACGAACAAGAAUGUGACAGGGAGAUCAGACGUGAUCACAGCAAGGAACAGAGACGAGAUCACAGCAGGGAACACGAACAAGAACGUGGCAGGGAGAUCAGACGUGAUCACAGCAAGGAACAGAGACGAGAUCACAGCCGGGAACACAGACAAGAACGUGGCAGGGAGAUCAGACGUGAUCACAGCAAGGAACAGAGACGAGAUCACAGCAGGGAACACAGACAAGAACGUGACAGGGAGAUCAGACGUGAUCACAGCAGGGAACAGAGACCGGAUCACAGCAGGGACAGCGUGCCACACCGUAGCAGGGACGCAAGCCGGGAACAGCAGAUUAGUGAGAGCUACAGGGUCUCGGCUGGCCCGAGCAGACGCUGGUCUUGGGAGGAGUACAGUGGAAGGGAGGGGAGGGAGGACAGGCAAAGGCUGCCCUCUGGGUGCGAUGAGGUGUUCCAUGAUCCGAGCUCCAGACACCACAUGAGGGACGCCAGGACAGAGCCCUCGUGUCGAGCUCAGGAGAGGCACGGAACACGCUCGCAUUCCAGUGAGGACUGGCCAGAGAACCAUCCCCACCACAGAGACCAGAGAGGGAGGAAACCCCGGGGGGAGUAUGGGGUGCAGGAGGUGAUUCAGGGAGUCACUCGUCUUGAUCUCCGAGGCAGCGAGCUGUCAGACCUGGAGGUAGCCCUGAGGCUGCAGGAGGAGGAGCUAAAGGCUAGCAACUUAGACAAGAGAGCAGUCCAGAUGGCACAUGAUGAGGAAAUUGCCUGGCUACUGAUGGAGAAGGAGAAGAGAUUGCACAUAAGGUCGAGGGAUCGGGAAAAGGGAACAAUGGAAAUGAGACGACAGGAGCCAGAAUGGAAGCUGGAGCCAGGAGAGGUGGUGCGGCCGCGAUCCCGGGAAGGCUACGAGCUCCAGAGACCAAGGAGCAACAAACCAACCAGGCCACCUCGACCCGUGGGUGACUAUGAAAACGUUGAUGCCAGCUACAGAAACACAGGCUCCCACUGCUCGCCUCGACCCUCCACCAGGUCUGACACAGGAUAUAAAGGUUCCUAUUCCAGGCAAUGAUCUUGAUACCGCCCUCACUCUCCUUUGUAAGGUGUGGAAGAAACCUGAUGUGGUUUUCUGAACAUCUAGUUUUUUUUUUUUUUUUUUAAAGAUCGCUGUUGACAUUCCAACUAUCUGUCUAGUUCUGAGAACUUUGGGGAGAAAACUAAGUGACGAGAUAACUAAGGAAGCAAGAAAAAAAAACGUGAAUUUUGUCAAAUGUGUGAACAGACUGAUGCCUGUCGAACGUUCUUGUCGUGUGAAAAAGCAUGCAUGCACUGUGGUCUUUUAUACAGUUAGAUUUCUGUGUGUUGUUUUGUAGGGCAAAAGUGUUUGGUGUCUGGAGUUAAUGAAGGGUUAUUGAGACGCGUGGGCGAUGGAUAAUGAACCAAUAAAUCCGCAGUGAAAUCCCCUGGAUCACAGCGGGCAUGGCUACUGGUGAGCAGACUGAACAGUUCAUUCCGGUUUGCACUUCUGGACAGCCCAGCCAGGCCCGGUGAUUGUAGAGCUAUAUGUAGACAAAUGGGGUGUGAGGCAGAACUUUGAGAAUUAGAAGAAAAGCUGCACUGAGUGCUCCAGAUUUACAGUGACUCACCCUUGUAACUAAUGCAUCCCUUUUUUUACUCCCACUCCAAGUGAUCGUUUCCUUUGACGUCGCUGGUUACCUUCAUGCUUUUCAACAGUUGCAAACACAUUUUAUUCAUAAACAAAAGCCCUUGUCAGGGAUUGCUUCUUAUAGACUCAAGGAAUCCGUACAUGACAUACAGCUCAGAAAAGGGUUGCAGUUAAUCUUACCGAUUACAUACUGCCAUCAUUGGUCUCACAUUGUCCUAUACAAAAAGAUGCACACAUCUUGGUUUCAGGGCCACUGGGGUGUUGUACAUGACCUUUACUAUAAUGUUACUCAUUGUCAUUUUUUUUGCUUGAUAAUUGUACCUCCUAAUUGUGACUAAACACAGUAGCAUCUUAGUUGCACACAAUAUGAAAGAAACCCAAGUACUGGAUUGUAAACUAAGCGCCCUUCAAUGUAAUCACUGUCCUCUAUGAUAUUAUUUCUUGCGUAUAAGAUUACAGAAUACUGUAUAUCAGCUUGUUUCUAUAUUUUAAAUCAUUAUUGUUCAGGGAUGGCAAAAAAGACUCCUAUUGCAUAACAGUUUUAUCCCCGUUUCAGGUUUUAAUAUGAACUUGAUCAGCCACAGUGUAUCACUAUCAAGCUCAGGUGUGUCUUAUUAAACUCAUAGUAAAACCAGGACCGGAUCAAACCGCUAUGCAGUGGGAGUCUUUCCAUCCCUGUUAUCACUAAUAAUUUUUGCACAAUUGUAGAAUAUUUAUUUUAGAUAUUUUUUUACC